AUGACUCCAGGAUCAGACCUGAUUAUAACGGUAGGCAUGCGCAGUAAGAGCAAUUUGCCAGGCGGCAUGUCUUUCACUGCCGAUGCAACUUCAGAAAACAAAAGCCUACAACUUCGUUUUGGUUCUUUUUCCUUGAGAAUUGUUCCUUUUUCCUCACUUUAGUUUAAUAUAAAGGCCGACAACGGCAGACUUAAGGUUCGACGGGUAGCUCAUGUACAAUUCUGUGGUAUUUCUUUGUGGAACGAGAUUUCUCUAUUUCGUACUGCCUCGCUCUAAAUGGAAUAGCUGCAUCUUGUUUUUCGUACCUCUGUCGUGUUUAACUUGUUUUCUUUUGACUUUUGUCCAGGGGGACCUGUUGUUGUUACCGUUGGUUUUUUUGUGAUGUCUAUCAACGCUAUUAACGUUAUGGAAAUGGUUUGUAUAAAAUAGCACUUAUUAGUUUAUAUAAAACACAUUUUAAGAUUGUUAAAAAAUUCUGAUUCCAAAUCGUCAACCGUUCAUUAAGAAGAAGUAACUGAUAAAACAUGAGCGACCGCUACGGCCCCGUACGAAGUCUGAGGACUCGGUUUGAACUCCGACUACGCGGUUACUAUGAAGGCCUUUUAAAAGCCAAUGGCACUGGUUAACAAUAUGUUUGUCUUUCUUUCAGGAUUUUACAUUGGAUUUGUUCUUGAGGCAGCAGUGGGUAGACAAGAGGCUUGAUCACGGCACUAAUGAAACAUUUUACCUCAGUAAUCACGUGGUUAACUAUAUUUGGAUGCCUGACUCCUAUUUUGUAAACGCCAAAGAUGGUGAAAUGCAUGACGUCACAAGUAGUAAUGUGAUGGUCAUGCUGGCCCCAGGAGGCCUGGUAAAAUACAAUGCACGGUACGAGAAAACAGGUGCCUACUACCCUAAGGAUAAUGAUUCCUUCUAGUGAUCGGUGCUUAUCCGCGACGUACACAAAACAAAUCGAUAGGAUUUUUCACGUACAAUAUCUAAAAUGAUUCCGAAAGCCCGGCCGGUUAUUUUUUCAUGUUUUCUCUGCUUGUAAACAUGAAAAAAUAAGCUACUUGUGGGUAGCUACAUGUGCUAAAUGUGUAUUUCAGUGACUAACUUUAACUCUUGCACUUUUAUACAAAGCAACAGUAUCAAUAUUUCACUGUUAUUUCAGAAUCACUGUUAAAGCUUAUUGUCCGAUGAAUUUGGAAGAUUUUCCGAUGGACAAGCAAAGAUGUCCUAUUACGAUUGAAAGCUGUAAGUCAGGUGUAUCGUAUAUACUACACGAACACUAACUGACGGACACACUUUUCCAAAUAUUUUCCAUAACUCUGAAGUCUGAUAUGAGCCUCGAUCCGACAAGGUGCUCAUUUGUUUUCUCUAUUUCUUUUGUCAUUUAAAGAAAGAGUGAUUGUUUUUCAAGAAAAAUUGACUGAGCAGCUUGUUCAAUGCUUUAACAAGCAACUGACCAUCUCUUUGUUAUUCAGAUUUAUUUUUCAACGGGAUUUUCCUGUUGGUAUUUUGGACUUUUACCGUAAAGAAUAUGAUAAAUACUGCAGGGCUAUUCAGUUCCCCAGUGGAGUGUUUAACCAGUACAAAUAGUUAAUAAAACAUAGCUAAACAUUAAGACCCACGGCUUUAUCAUCUUGUUGUUUUAGAUGGCUACAGCGACGCUCAUAUCACUUUUAAGUGGGAGACAUCAAAUGGCAUGGAGUUUGUAGCCAGUAAUCUACAAAUGCACCCUCAGUACGUUCUCACUGGUAUGGAGUUAUCACAGUCCUUUACGGCUUAUGUUGCAGGCGAGUAAAUUUUACUGUCCUCAUUUUUAAUCCGAGUUUCUUGCGAAGUCGUAUUUGCAUUAUAGUAAUGUCAUAUCAAACAUGAACAAUUGUUUUUAAACACCGGGAAAAAGAUGAAAAAAAGGGGAACACAGCAAUUUUUAUUUCAAAGGUUUGUUCGAUCGUUAGAGUGUUUUACAGCUUUUGAUUUUUGGAGAAAAAACAAUUGAAGACGAAACUAUGAAAAACAUUUUCCAUAAUUUUGGGAACAAUUAACCACAAAUUAAUAUUGGCUUGGUUUCUUUUCUCAGCCAACUGGACUGGAGUUACAGCAACAUUCGUUUUUGAAAGGAUUUACAGUUAUUUUAUCUACAAUGUGUACGGACCUUCGGUGAUUGUUGUGAUUAUUUCGUGGGUUGGUUUUGUUAUACCACGUGAUACACCAGCAGCUCGCGUGACCCUAGCUGUCACGGCAGUACUGACAAUUGUAACCAUCCUGACCAUACUGAACAGCUCUAUCGCCAAGGUACGUCACGCCAAUUUCUAUACGACGUAUUGCUGACUUUUUCAGUGUCGACGAGCUAAAACCUACCAGUGUUAGACGAAGGGAACUUGGCUAUAAAUCCAGAUGACUUGCCAAAAACCCAGUGAAUGUCCUCACUACCAUCUUUAGCUUGAGCUUCAACGUACAAAGCCAACCGGCCUAUGCGUCUGGUUAAAUUAUUUAUGUACGACUCUGCUCACAAUUCAAAAGGCCAAAAAAAAAAUUCCGCUUGGGAGAUAUAAAAGUCUUCUUUGGAAUGAUUUUGCAGCCAUUAUAGGUUAAAGUGCUUCUUAAUAAUUUUGUCUUGUGGAUUUUUAAUAUAAGAACACCAGAAAACCAGAAUAGUGACCGCGCCUUGUAUCGGCUCAGUCAAUGCGUAAACACUGUCUUUCCCUACCCACGUGACCUCGCUUUUCAAAAUAUUUAUUUUAUCGUGACAUUUAGAUCCAGAAUAAUAAUUUAAAUUUAAAGUAAUAAUUAUAGUCCAACAAUUGAAAAUUGGACGUUAAACCCUGAAAUAACACAAGGCCACGAAUUUCAAAUUUCGCGAUUUUUUCUUUUGCCCUAGCCUGAAUUUCAUCUGAUUACUUCGAGUCGUUAUUAACUUCCUCAGUUGCUGAGAGGAGAAAACGACUCGAAGAAAAUGGAUGAAAUUCAGGCUAUUUUUGCCCCCGUUUACGUACUUUUGGAGGCAUAUCCUACACAGGUGUACAAACAACAACUAGUUUUGUAACGUAAGAAUAAUUUUCUUCUCAGCACAGAGGUGACUUGAAGGGUAUGAUUUCUAUUUUUCUCAUUUUUUUAAAGGUAAACUACAUAAAAAAGAUAGAUGUAUAUCUUAUUUGCUGUUUCUUAUUUGUGUUUGCAUCCUUGAUGGAGUACUCAAUAAUCUUAUUACUAUCUUCGAGAAUGAAGAAGAUGCAGCAGAAGAGACCUCACAAGGAAGCUGAGGAGGUAUUUAAGUUGUCAUUGUUUUAUCGGCUAAUUCAGAGACGUUGAUGAACUAGGCCAUCGCAAUAAAAUGUUUCGUUUCCCAUCGCCCUGUCUCUUGUGAUGGUGGGUGUCGGUCGGUCGGGCAAAGCCUGGUUACAAAGUCAACUCGAAACGUGUUCUUUUUGACUAUCAAAUGUCUAAACAGCCUUUAAAAAACGUAGUAUCGAUGUUAAUUAAUAACAAGGACAUCACAUCAUACCAAUUGUUGUUAAUAAAACAAGAUCGUGUGCUUGUACUUGCUUCUCUGACUAGUUUCUUUGACUACACUGUAGUUAAUAUGGAAAUUUUUUUUUUUUUACUUUUCGAAAAAAAUGGGUCGGUCGGGCGAUGGGAAACGAAACAUUUUAUUGGGAUGGCCCUAGUAGAAAUUAACAAUCAACGGUAGAUUUCAAAAUCCUCAAGAACGUUUGUGCCUUUGUUACUUUCGACGCCUGACCACAUUUCGUCUGGAUAAAUCCUUCUGUUUAUGAUCAUAAUACAAGACUUAUGAGUUUCGUUUAUCUUUCUCAACAGGAAAAAGAGGAUCUUGAAAGUAACUCCUUUUCAGUCUAUCCGAUUGACCAACUUAAAGCGGUCAUCGCCUACCUUAAAAGCCGUGUUUACACCACGUCCUUUAUUUCUUCCCUUGAUGAUUAUUCAGUUUAUCUCUUUUCAGCAGGAUUUGCCAUUUUUAAUUUUGCUUACUGGCUGAACACAUUUAAAUGA
Porites lobata is the source of this 3999-nucleotide messenger RNA. The record is from the annotation of a GenBank genome assembly. NCBI's taxonomy places the organism in Eukaryota, Metazoa, Cnidaria, Anthozoa, Scleractinia, Poritidae.